UGCUUCGGCCUGGUGGUCGAGCUGCGCGCGCACGCGGCGGCUGCGACUGGUGCUGCCUGGCGGCGGAGCGCGGUGCACGCUGGGACUUCUCGCUGGCGGGCGGCUGCGGGCGGCUGCGGGCGGGCGGCUACGGAAAAGGAGCUGGAGACGGCAGGAUGGUGAAGCUGACGGCGGAGCUGAUCGAGCAAGCGGCGCAGUACACCAAUGCUGUACGGGACCGCGAGCUGGACCUCCGGGGAUAUAAAAUUCCAGUCAUUGAAAAUCUAGGUGCUACCUUAGACCAGUUUGAUGCUAUUGAUUUUUCUGACAAUGAGAUCAGGAAGUUGGAUGGUUUUCCUUUGCUAAGAAGACUGAAGACAUUAUUAGUGAACAACAACAGAAUAUGCCGUAUAGGUGAGGGACUUGAUCAGGCUCUGCCCUGUCUGACAGAACUCAUUCUCACCAACAAUAGUCUUGUGGAAUUGGGUGAUCUGGACCCUUUGGCGUCUCUUAAAUCACUGACUUAUCUAAGCAUUCUAAGAAAUCCUGUAACAAAUAAGAAGCAUUAUAGACUGUAUGUGAUUUAUAAAGUCCCACAAGUCAGAGUGCUGGAUUUUCAGAAAGUAAAACUAAAAGAGCGUCAGGAAGCAGAGAAAAUGUUCAAGGGCAAACGGGGUGCACAGCUUGCAAAGGAUAUUGCCAGGAGAAGCAAAACUUUUAAUCCAGGUGCUGGUUUGCCAACUGACAAAAAGAAAGGUGGGCCAUCUCCAGGGGAUGUAGAAGCAAUCAAGAAUGCCAUAGCAAAUGCAUCAACUCUGGCUGAAGUGGAGAGGCUGAAGGGGUUGCUGCAGUCUGGUCAGAUACCUGGAAGAGAGCGCAGAUCAGGGCCCACUGAUGAUGGUGAAGAAGAGAUGGAAGAAGACACAGUCACAAACGGGUCCUGAGCAAGGUGGUGGAUGUCUACUAACAGGCAGUCUUGGGACAAAUCUACUUUUUGAACAUGGAAUAAUAGCCUUGUUUGUGUCAGCAAAGUGGAAUCUCACCAUUGUUGAAACGUUUUAAACUGCUGCCCAUAAUUUUGUAUUAUAAAUUUUGAAGUCUAAAUGUCAGUUUUUUACAAAUGGUAAAAAAUAAAGGCCACUCACUGUGCUGCCGAA
Messenger RNA from Marmota flaviventris (yellow-bellied marmot), 1136 nucleotides. RefSeq names its product small nuclear ribonucleoprotein polypeptide A' (gene Snrpa1). Lineage: Eukaryota; Metazoa; Chordata; Mammalia; Rodentia; Sciuridae. Gene Ontology annotation, molecular function: protein binding; U2 snRNA binding. The record is from RefSeq and is a predicted model, not a curated record. Gene Ontology annotation, cellular component: U2 snRNP. Gene Ontology annotation, biological process: mRNA splicing, via spliceosome.